Molecule: messenger RNA, 1776 nt
Organism: Hyaloperonospora brassicae
Lineage: Eukaryota; Oomycota; Peronosporomycetes; Peronosporales; Peronosporaceae
Source: the annotation of a GenBank genome assembly
AUGCGUGGACACGCAGCAACGUAUCUACGUGCCAUUGUCCUUGCAACGACGUUGGCAGAGUAUGGUACUGCGUCUGAACUCCCGAACUGGGUGAGCCCUGUCAAUGCAUCGGCCUCUGGCUGCUAUCGCAAGACGUACCUAUCAUAUAAUGCUUGCGCGAAAGGCUACAAGUCGGACGGCAUUGCAACGUGUUGGGCACAGUGUCCAUUGGACUAUCCUGUCGAAUGUGGCAUGGAAUGCAUCCCACGCACUGCCGGCUGCACGGCGCAGAUCUUCGACAAAGUCUUUUCCGUGGCUACCGUGGCGCUCAACACUGCAACCGCAGGCGUAUUUGGCAAGCUACGCAAAACAAGUGGGGCUGUCCAGCUUGGCGUCAAGUGUGGUCAGCAGCUUUACUCUGCGACGAGCGCUCUGGUGAGCUACGUUGACGACGUCCAGGCCAAUGCAACGCUGAACCAGCGCGCGAUGGGCGUCGUCAACGAGUCAGAUAUCGUCACCACGGAAUUACCUGCUGCAGUCAGCACAUGCCUGAAUCUACCCGUGUCCCCCGACACGCCUUUUGUAGCUGCUAUUGUCGAUCAGAUUGUCGCAGCUGUAGCGGAAAACGGGUCGUCGUUGCUGAACUCGAGCUCGUUCCUGGCACUCAUGAGCGACGCAGGCGUCGAUGAGUCGAUCCAGAAUCUCGAUACCAAAAGUCAAGCGCAACUGCAGGAUGUGCUUAGCGCCAAUGCAACUUGCGGGGCAAAGCUGCACGCAGUAGUUCACGAAUUGACUCAGUUUGUCGUCGCCAUGAAACAGAAAGACCCUCUCGUUGCUGUCAGUACCAUCCGCCAGGAAGUGAGCGCGUCUGAUCUCUUCACCAUCAAUUUACCCGAUGCGAUCAAUGACUGCUCCCGUAACCUCAAAGACAAUGUCCAUCGCGUCCUGGAUAAUCUGCGCUCCGUCAUGAGCACUAUUGUCGAUGGCCUUGUGGACAGUGCAGUGGAUGGGAAUGGAAAGACACUCUCAAGUACAGACUACCUCUUGGCUGUGGCUGACAUGGGUAUUGACGUCAUUGCUAUCCUCGAUCCGACUGGUAUAGCCGACAUGGUGGGCACCUUUCUUCAGCCAAUCUGCGGCCCCACCGUGUUGGUCGGCGAGAUAGACGACGGCUCGUUGACGGAUGCACUAUCUCUCACGACAGAAGGUCAGGUGUUUCGAGGAAGUUAUGGUACAUGGAGAAAGGUGGGAGAUGGCACAGUAAACAUCGUGUUGCAGAGUCUCGACUCAGAAGACGUGACGGUCGUGAUCCGCUCUGGCGGUGAUACUGUGGCGAGAGUAAAGGUAGCGAGCGGCUCGACCGUGUCUUGGAAUGCGACCGUGAAAGACCUCCAAGACAAAACGCUGUAUCUUGAACGCUACCGACAAGGACGUUUUCGUCUGCCAAGUUCUCGCGGAGGUUCGCUACUCAUGUGGGUACCGCACGCGUCGGCCGGAGGGAAAAUUGAUCUGCACGUCGUGAUAAACGGUGGCAAAGUCGACAGCAGCGGUAGUACUGUCGUACGCGACAGUAACCCGGAUGGUGCAUCGGGACGUAAAGGAGAGACUGGAAAGACCGGAAUGAUGCCACUGGCCCCUGCUGCAUCAACGGACGUUGACCACAACCCGACUCCGAGUUCCAGUUUGCCGUCUGCUGGGAAGACUGGCAUUUCUCACGACUUGGGCCACGUGAGUGCAGAGGCAGCGACCUCACGCGUCCCUCCAGCAACUACUACCGUUGAUCGCGGUAUGCCAUGA